UAAUUAUUCUUGGGACAUUGGUACAUGUACAUGUAUGUACAUUAUGCCUGCUGGUUCUAUCAAGGUCCCACAAAUAAUUCCACUCCGUCCUCCACAGGGUAAUAGAAAGCACAUCAUAGAUUCAAAUACAGAAAUCGACAUCAGGCUAGCUAACAAGGAUCCUGAUGUCUCUCUUUUUUACACACUCAACAAUGAGAGGCCCAACCCUUUUCAAGUUUUUGGAGAAAAAUUCACUCGAAAGUUUGAGUAUCCUUUCACGCUUUCUCCAGGAAAGAAAACAAUUAAAGUUAUGGCAAUGACUGCCGAUAAGUCAAAGGAAAGUUCAGUAGUCACUAGAACUUUUUUUGUUCGCGAAAUAGAAAAGGAUAAAGAGACUGAUAAUGAUGCCUCAAGUGUAUUUGAUGACUCAAUAUCUCGAAAGUUCAGGCAAAAAUUGAAACUAUCUUCAAGAGAGAGUAACAGAAGUACUGCCACACCCUCUCCUCCUCCUCCUCCUCUAUGCAACAAGCAGCCACCUAUUCUCAUACCAGCGAGUAACCGUGGCAACUCGUUGAAGUGCCUCUGUUGUAAUUCUUUAUAUGUCGAAGGUCAAGCAUUCUGCACAACCUGUGGGGUGCAGUUGCCACGGUUACCAUCAUCAGGAGAGGAUCCGAUUAGGUUUAAAGUUUGUCCAGAUUGUCAUUCAGAGCUAUCUCCCUUUGUAAGGGUCUGUCAUGUAUGUGAUGCACCUCUGGGUCAUCUUCAGUCUCUUCCACUGCUAAAAGUUCAAGCAAACGAUGAAGCUAUUUCUGAGCAUAAUAAACAUCAUUAUUUCAGACAUUUGUAUCUCCCAAUAUGCAUACAGGGCUUGAUACAAUGCCUUCAUUGUGGCAUGCAUAAUGAUCCAUUGAUGAGUGUCUGUACAGCUUGUGAUCAGACACUCCUUAAAAAGAAUGAUGGUGGUUUGCCCCUUGAUGGGCCCAGUGCUAAAGGAAAGGCUAUCAUGUAUCCAAUUGCUGGUAGCAGUUACCUCAUGUGUGGAGUAUGCGGUCGUGUUAAUGUCUCUGAUGCUAGAUACUGUGAUUGGUGUGGCUGUAAGCCAAAUGGUUCCAGCGUAGACCUGUCAUGUCAGGCUUGUCAAAGCAUGAAUGACUGGCAGGCAAGAUAUUGCAACAAGUGUGGGGAAAUCAUGAAAUGCCCACUGAGACCUGAAGUUGAAUCAGGAAAUACAUUAAAAAAGCCUAAAGGAGUGAGGAUUGAUCGUCACCAGUGGGUGCCAGUAGCUGAUAUUGUUGUUUAUCAGGAAGACAAAGAAGUUUCAGCAUGGCCAGAUACACUAUCACGCAGUACACAGACCCAAGGAUUAUUCUAUCCUUCAGAAAAGACAAUCUCGUUCAAGAAGCAAGCAGAUAAUUGGCAGAGACUAGUAAAGAAAGUGUCAAAGGACAGAUUAGCUAACCUGUCAGUUUAUAGUCCUGGAAAAGGGAUGUGGAGGGCUCAAUUGGAUCACAUUAUUACACACUUGAAAGCUCAUGCUGCGUCAUCUUUUGAUUUCCAAGACACAAUAGGAUUCUGUCGCUUGGGGAAGCUAACCAAUAGCUCUAUAGAGCAUUGCCCUUCUGAUAAAGAUACAACUACAUGUAUAACUCUAAAGCUUUCAUUUACCAUUAAGGGAGAAAUGGAUGAGUCUAUAUCGCCAUAUCUCAACAAAAGUUCAACAAGAAAGCAACGUCAGCAAGCAAUAUUGAAAAAGACUGCAAGUUUUAUUGGGAGUAGGCCACCACACAGCAGCACAGGUCAAAGUGCUGAGAAGAGAAGGAGGAUUAAUGAUUCACAACUAAUAUCAUCAGUUGAGAAUCAUCUUCUUGCAAGUGAGCUUGCUUUCUCAGGACAAGGGAGAGCAGAUAUUGUCAGCAAUUUAUUAACUAAAGGUGCAAAUCCUAAUGCUUUGGACUCUUGUGGGCUACCUGUCCUUUCAUUAGCGGCAGCUCACGGUCACCUAGAGGCAAUGAACAUACUCCUUGAACUGGGGGCUAACAUCAAUGUACAAACUAAGAGAACAGGUAAUACGCCAUUACACGAAGCAGUCUAUGUGGGCUCAUCAAGGAAGAUUAUCAUUCAAUCAUUGCUAGGUCAUGGUGCCAAUCCGACCAUUAAAAACAAAGAAAGUUUAACUCCUUGUGAACUGGCUAAAAAACUGGGUCACAAGCAGUUGAUAUUACUAUUUGCCAGUCAGCUAGGGUCAAGUAUGCUAACUAAACUCUUACCAACUAUCAACUAACAACCUCAAAUUCACACACAAAUGGUUUUCUAUAUUCAAUUUGUCAUCAGUUUUAAGAUUAAACAAUAAUUAUUAUUAUGUUAUUAUAUCAAAUUAGUAUUGUUGAUUGAUGUAGAAAUUGAA
Amphimedon queenslandica is the source of this 2383-nucleotide messenger RNA. RefSeq names its product double zinc ribbon and ankyrin repeat-containing protein 1-like. The record is from RefSeq and is a predicted model, not a curated record. Gene Ontology annotation, molecular function: protein binding. Lineage: Eukaryota; Metazoa; Porifera; Demospongiae; Haplosclerida; Niphatidae.